UUUUAACUUUAAUGUACAAUUCCAGCAGUUCAGAAAGAUGGGAGGUGCUGUGAGUGCUGGUGAAGACAAUGAUGAUUUAAUCGAUAAUCUAAAAGAAGCACAUUACAUACGAACGGAGGUGGUAGAGCAAGCUUUCCGAGCCAUAGAUCGUGCUGAUUAUUACUUGGAGAUUUACAAAGAUAAUGCCUAUAAAGACCUGGCUUGGAAAAAUGGUAACAUCCAUUUGUCUGCACCCUGCAUUUAUUCUGAGGUAAUGGAAGCACUGGACCUACAGCCUGGAUUGUCCUUUUUGAACCUUGGAAGUGGCACUGGCUAUUUGAGUACAAUGGUUGGCUUGAUUUUAGGCCCCUUUGGCGUAAAUCAUGGAAUAGAGCUGCAUGUUGAUGUUGUGGAGUAUGCCAACCAAAAACUUGAGAAUUUCAUCAAGACAAGUGACAGUUUUGAUAAGUUUGAAUUCUGCGAGCCAUCCUUUGUAGUGGGAAACUGUUUAGAGAUUGCUUCAGACAGUCAUCAGUAUGAUCGAGUCUACUGUGGGGCAGGAGUUCAGAAGGAUCAUGAAGAGUACAUGAGAAACUUGAUUAAAGUUGGUGGAAUCCUUGUCAUGCCAUUGGAAGAGAAGCUAACUAAAAUAACGCGUACAGGAUUGAAUACUUGGGAAACUGAAAAAAUCUUGGCUGUGUCUUUUGCUCCUUUAAUCCAACCCUGCAGCACUGAUGCUGGGAAAGUACGAACAGUCCAAUUACGUAAGUUUUAUAGGUAUUAUUAGUUUAA
This is a messenger RNA of Rhincodon typus (whale shark), 771 nucleotides long. RefSeq names its product protein-L-isoaspartate O-methyltransferase domain-containing protein 2. Gene Ontology annotation, biological process: protein modification process. Gene Ontology annotation, cellular component: cytoplasm. Gene Ontology annotation, molecular function: protein-L-isoaspartate (D-aspartate) O-methyltransferase activity. Bases 38 to 766 code for a protein of 242 amino acids. The record is from RefSeq and is a predicted model, not a curated record. The transcript has 4 exons. Lineage: Eukaryota; Metazoa; Chordata; Chondrichthyes; Orectolobiformes; Rhincodontidae.